Erinaceus europaeus (western European hedgehog) is the source of this 6931-nucleotide messenger RNA. Its product is annotated as polycystin family receptor for egg jelly-like. The record is from RefSeq and is a predicted model, not a curated record. Gene Ontology annotation, cellular component: membrane. Gene Ontology annotation, biological process: detection of mechanical stimulus. NCBI's taxonomy places the organism in Eukaryota, Metazoa, Chordata, Mammalia, Eulipotyphla, Erinaceidae. Gene Ontology annotation, molecular function: calcium channel activity; calcium ion binding; protein binding.
CUGCUGCCCGUUGGUCCCUGAGCGCCUCCUCCUGACUUCUUGGUAGCAGAGGCGCCAUGCUGCGGAUCCCUGUGCUGCUCCUGCUGGGUCUGGGCCUGGCCUGGGGGCACCUGCCUGUGUUACCUGCUUCCAGCUUAGUACCACAGGCCAUUGACCACCACCAGGCUCAGGACAAGGAGGUCCAGUUGAAGUCUGUCUCUACUGGCCGGACCUCCACCUCCCAAAGCCGAGCACCAGCCCUCCUUCAUGCUCACCUGCUGCCUCAGGUCCCAGUCACACAGCGCACCCAGCCCAUGAAAGGCCACCAGCUCCUGCCUCGCUCAUUCAGCCACUUGCCUCGAACCACCCGCAGACCGAUGCGCAGGCCAGAGAGGGGACAACCAGCCAGCAUCAAGGGGACCCCCGUGGCCCAAACCAACUGUCCACCCAAGCUAGUGCUCUUAGAUGCUUUUGACUUGGAUCAUGUCCAAGUCAAGAAGCCUGGUGUGUCCUGCCAGAAGAAACCUCAAUGUGUCAUUAAGCAGGUGACGAUACAUUCCAGCACAAACCAGAACCCUACAAUUAUGCACAAGUCUGAUGAUGUCAUACUGUAUGGCACUGUUUAUGAUGACUGCCCUUACAGCAACAAGGAAGUGUACUCACGAUGGCAAUCACUUAAAGUUCCAUAUGUAGGGUAUGUGCCUGACUGGAACAAACAUCCAAGUACCACAAGGUUCACAAUGACUUCGAACAUAUCAACACUGCAACCACAAAAUUUAUUAUUUGGUGUGUAUAUUUUUAAUUUUUCAGUGUGCAUAAAACUAGGUGAAAAUAUGCCUCCUGUUGAAGGUUCACAAAUCUUCUAUGUGAUCGUUGAGAGGAAGCCAUUGGAGGCAGUUCUCCUGGGGUCCAAGGACAUCACAGUGGAAUUCACAGACAAUGUGGUACUAGAUGGAUCAGGAUCGAACGAUCCAGAAGUGGGCAAUUCUUUACAGGGACUCAAGUUCACUUGGUACUGCACCACAAACCAAAAAAACUAUCAGGGAAAGAAUAUAACAGUGAUCAGCAAAGAUGUAUGUAUCCCAGAGCAGAAAUCUCUGAGGUGGACAAGUGACCCUGGUUCUAAGCUGGAAAUUUCCCCAAAAUUUUUGCAAGGUGGCCAAGUAUACUUUUUCAGAAUGGUGGUUGAGAAAAUUGGCAGGUCAGCAUUUGCUGACAAAGUUGUGCGUGUACGCCGAGGACCAAUACCAUAUGGCAACAUUUACUGUAUUGAAAAUUGUGGUACAGUUUUAACCACAUCAGAUAGAUUUUCCUUGUUUGUGAAUUGCUCAAACUGCAUAGUGGGCCGAGAUAUCUAUGAGUGGUUCAUUAUGUCUCCAAAUGGUCAAGAGAUAACAUUUGAUUGGAGUGGAGAGACCACCACAGGCAAGAAUAGUGACUAUUUUACUGUAAAAGCAUUUGCUUUCAGUCAUUUUCUGGAAGAUACAUACUACACUGCUGUUCGAAUAACAUCUUGGAGUGGGAUGUUUGAUAUUGUAAUAUACUCCUUUAUGAUCAAUGAAGCACCUAGAGUUAGAGAAUGCUACAUUAAUCCAGCUACAGGAACUGCACUUGAUACUAAAUUUGUUGUCAAGUGUGGUGAUAUUCAGGAUAACAAUAUUCCCCUUAAAUAUAAAGCAAUAGUUUCAGAUUCCCAUAGUUUAGCUAAUAUUAGUUCUUUAAAAGAAAACACCAUGGGGGGCAUUUCGUAUUUUGGGACUGAGCUUACAUCUACCUCUUUCUUUCUUCCUGUUGGAGAUAUGACAAAAAUUUAUUAUUUGAAGAUGUAUUUUCAGGUGUAUGACUCUUUUGGAGCUUUUUCUCAGGUGACUUUGUACACCAUAGUGCAGGCUCCUACUGACCAUGUUGCCACAGAGACUGUGCUGCAGCAGUUACACAAUCUCACCACGGGACCAAAUUCCACAUUCUCUGAUUUGCUUCAAAAACAAGACAAGUUAGAUGCAGGUUACUUAAUUUAUCUAGCAGCUUCUGUACUGAAUAAUAUUCAAAUGAACUUAAAUAUACGAAAUGACAUGGUCCAACUUAGAGAACACCUUGUCAACCAGACUUUCCAGCUUCCCUUAGACACUUUGGAGGAGAUCACCCAAGUAGUUGCAGCUUUUGCUAAGUUAACCCAGACAGCCUCUGAUGUCACAGAAUUAUCCCAGGAGCGUUCCACAGAGAGGAUCUCCCAAGCAAAUCAAGCCCUGCAGGAGUACCGGAAGAGAAACAAGCAGUUUCACUCUGAGCAGAUAGACACUGUGUGCACUGGCAUAUUCAGAAGUUUGUCCAAUCUCCUUAAGCUCUCUGCUCAUCACAAAGUUUUUGAGGAACCUAUCUAUGUGUUAGACUCUCUAGCAGACACAGUCCUGGCUAGUGUCGUGCCAGAGAAUGAAACCAAGGUGCUGCAGAGCCCAGGCAUCAACAUGUAUGUCAAGAAAGCAGAAAUGUGGAAUGCUUCUAGGGUACGUGUCCAGGAAGCAUACAAUGGGAAUGAUUUCCAUGCUGUAGUGCAUAUCGGCAGUGUUCCUGGUCUUCCUGUAAAUGCUCCCAUCUCUAUGACACUCACUGAGUUUGCAGAAGACCCUUUUCCUUGGUUAAGUUAUCCGGCACACACUUCCACAGAGGUGGUGGGAUUUCGAGCAUCAGGUGAAUCAGUUAAUGGUGAUGAAGUAGAGAUCACACCGGAAGUUGUAGAAGUUUUCCUAGCUAGGAAAAACCUGAGCUCUGAAGUUUUUAAUAUCACUGUGUGGCCCAGCAAUGACUCAGACAGGGAUAAUAACUCAAAGACAACCACGGGGGCCUUUAGGUUUGAAGUGGACUGCAGUGAGCAGAAGGAGGUGCUGCUACAUAUCAUCACAGAAGUGAAACUGCUAUUUAGGGUCUUCCUGUAUGUUGGUGACAGUUUCACACACAAUGCUCUCAUUGCCACCUAUUUGGUACCCCGUGACAUCCCUCCCAUGGCCAACCAGAGUGACUUGUUUGACCCAAACUGUACUGUGAAGGCAGCCCGAGUGGUUUGCCUGUCACCAUCCCUGCUACAGGUCAUAGCAGAGAGGCUGCAGUCAACAGACUGUGUGAUAGCUGUGGUUCUGCAGGCAACCCGGUUUGUUCUGAGCCCCAAUGGCAAACUGGUGAGGAUUUCUGUGUUCAGAGCUCAGUGCUUGGACAUGUAUGGGAUCCAGAGUGAGUGGAAUGAGCACAGCUGCACCCUUGGGGAGAAGACCAGCUGGCAGAGAGUGCACUGCGUCUGCAAAACCAAAGAUAUUCAACAGCCACAAGCCACCCCAACACCUGCUAACCUCAGGCGGCACUCACGCUACUUGUCAGCCAAGGUCACUAGUGCCUUGAACCCUGUGGAUCUCCUCUUAGAGGUCAAGAACAUAGCAGGAAACCCUGUGACUCUGUAUGCCAUACUCUUUAUUAUGAUCACAUACAUAGGACUAGCUUUCUGGGCUCUGCAUCGAGAUGAAACUGACCAGUUUCUUCGGCAACAUGUGAUAAUCCUCCCUGAUAAUGACCCCUAUGACAAGACAUGCUAUCUGGUUACAGUUUUUACAGGAAGCCGCUGUGGCUCUGGGACCAGAGCCAAUGUCUUUGUCCAACUUCUGGGGACAGAAAGUACCAGCGAUGUGCAUUGCUUGAGCCACACCCAUUUUCCAAGUCUCUACCGAGGAAGCAUCAACACCUUCCUCAUAACAACCAAAAACGACUUGGGGGACAUACACUCCAUUCAUGUGUGGCACAACAAUGAGGGCAGCUCACCCAGUUGGUACUUGAGUAGAAUCAAAGUGGAAAAUCUCUUCAGCAGGAAAAUCUGGCUGUUCAUGUGCCGGCAGUGGCUUUCCAUUGACACCUCUUUGUACAGGACGUUUUAUGCUUCUCAGCCAGACCAGCCUGUGAGCAGACUUGACUUUUUUCUCAUAGACGUGACUUAUAAGAUGUGCAAAAGUCAAAUGUGGUUCUCAGUUUUUGCUGCUGUCAUUGAGAAGCCAUUCAAUCGGCUGCAAAGACUGUCCUGUUGCUUGGCAGUGCUGCUCUCCUCUCUUCUGUGUAAUAUCAUGCUCUUAAAUUUCUAUCCCAGUGAGGAAAAGGAGCCACCACAGGGGCAAUACAUCAGGCUAAUGAUGAUAGGAAUGGGAAGUGUCUUAAUUACUCUGCCUGUACAGCUGAUCAUCACUGCUCUGUUCAUCUACUCCCAGAGGAAACCCCUAGCAGCGCUAGAAGAUGUAGCUCCUCGGAAGCAUCCUAGCAUAAAAGAGAGUAGUGACAACUGGAGGACACUUUUGGUAAAGUGGUAUAAACAGGAGACGUAUGUAUCUGAGCAGGGAACACUUCUGAGAAAGGAAGAUGAAAUCACUAAGACAGAAGACAGCAACACUAACACAAAUGCCAGUACAGGUGACUUUGUUGAGGAGCCCACCUCAGAGGCUGAGUCUAUUGAUAUUGAAAUCAAGUCCCGAUUUGUUCUACCUUCUUGUUUUGUUUAUUUUGCCAGUUUCUUGGUUUUUGUCACUUGCAGCAUAUCUUCAUUCUUGAUUGUGUUUUAUGGGAAAACUUAUAGCUAUGAGAGGUCAAUCGAAUGGGCCUUCGCAUCCUUUUGGGCAGUCUGUAUAUCAGUUUUCCUGGUGCAGCCAUCUAAAAUUAUCCUUUACACAGCCUUUCAAACAAUUUGCACAAAGUAUUCUAAAAAUCUCUCCUGGGUUAGUAGCUACCAGUUUACAGAGAUCAAGCUGGACAACUUGAAUAUGGAAACAUCGACAAUGGCCAAACUUCACCAUCAAAUUGUGCACCUCCAUCAAACAAAGGAGUAUCAACCCCUCAUUGAUGACAUCAGAAUAUUCUAGUGAAAGAGGAGGAUCAGAGAAUAGCUUUUGAAUUUGAGCUGAAUUCUGACGCAUUUCAUCUUCCUUGCCCUUCUGCUCCCCCUUGUCGCUAUCCUGCGUCACAAGGACACCUUUCACUAUAAUCAAUUUAUCUCAGACCAGUUCUCUGUGGACCUUGUAACAGUGACCAAGCUGGACGACAUCUACAGCUGGCUGGAUAACAUGCCUCUGCCUUUGUUCCACAAUGACGUGAAGCCAACAUUCCUCCCUGACAGCUCCUCCAAAAUCCUCGGGCUCCCACGGAUGAGGGAGGUCAGGGCGAAACCUGGUGGGAAAACAUGUCUGCCUCCAAAACACUUUGGCAAAAGCAGAGUCUCCGGGGAAAUCCACUGUCACCCUCAAUAUGGCAGUGACCCAGAAGACACAAGAAACUACUCUGCUUCUUGGGAUACAGUUGCUAAUCAAGCCCCCGAGGAGACUGACAGUGGCUUUACCUACAAGCCUACACAAAGGAGCUGGGCAUACAGGUCCUAUGGACUCUCACAUACCUAUGGAUCAGGAGGGUACACAUUCCAGUUUUUCCCAGAAGAGCAGCAGUUUAAUUCAACUUUGAGGAUCAAGGACCUCCAGAGCAGCCACUGGCUUGAUGAGAAGACAUGGGCUGUGAUCUUGGAACUAACAACCUUUAAUGCAGACAGCAGUCUCUUCUGUAGUCUCUCAGUCAUUUUUGAGGUUUCUCAGGUGGGAGUGGUAAACACGAGCCUGUCUGCACACUCCUUCUCACUUGCUGAUUUCAACAGGGACACUUCCUCAGAAAUCUACUUGUAUGUGGCCAUUCUCCUCUUUCUCCUUGCCUACAUUAUUGGUGAGGUCUAUGUCAUUUCUCAGGAAGGGGCCCUGUAUGUGAGGAGUGUGAUCAGUUUGGUCAACUUUGUUUUCAAAAGUCUAUUUCUGGUGCUGGCUGUGCUCUUUAUCAGGAAGCAUGCCUUGGCCAUGUGGGUGAUCCAGUUUUACUUGUCCAAUCCUGUAGCCUUUCUCCCCUUCCAUGCAGUUUCCCAGGUAGAUCAAUUUAUGAGGAUGAUUCUGGGCUUCCUGCUAUUCCUGGCAUUUUUGAAGACCCUCAAGUAUUCCAGAGUCUUCUAUAAUGUGCGGCUUGCUCAGAGGGCCAUCAGGGCAGCCCUCCCUGGCAUCUGCCACAUGGCAUUUGUGGUGUCAGUGUAUAUCUUUCUGUACAUGGCCUUUGGCUACCUGGUAUUUGGCCAGCAUGAAUGGAACUACAGUCACUUGAUCCAUUCCACUCUGACAGUAUUCUCCUAUUGUGUCUCAGCUUUUCACAACACGGAAUUUUGUAAUAACAGGGCUCUGGGGAUCCUACUUCUCUCUUCCUUUAUUCUGCUUAUGAUCUGCAUCUUGAUCAACUUGUUCCAGGCAGUGAUUUUGUCUUCCUAUGAGGAAAUGAAGCAGCCUGUGUAUGAGGAGCCAUCUGAGGAAGCAGAAGCCAUGGCCUAUCUGUAUCACAAGCUAAGAACCAUGUCUUCCUCUGUGGGCUUCCAUUCAGAGACCAGAGAGGAACCCAUGUUCUUUGUCCACGUGGUGUAUGGGCCUAGAAAAAAUAAUUAUUGGUACAUGGAUCUGAAAACAAAAAACAUCAUUGGGGAAGCAGAGUUUAUCUUGUGACUUGAUCAGUGACCACUGUGUUUGUAGUAGAGAGGAGUUCCCCUUGAUUGCUCAUUUAGUGGAUCAAGUCAUGUUCAGCGGCUCAGUGCUGCUUUCUACACAUGCCCUUCAUGAAGCACAGCCCUUUCAAUUAUCUGCUUCUAAUUUAGGGCUCCUCAACCUUGAAUGUUGAAGGAUGAUGUGCAGUCUAUGCAUUAAAAGGUGAAACACUGCCAGUGCUGGGAAAAACAGCUCUUGGCUAUUAUUAGCAGGAGGUCUUAGUUAGGUAUCCUAAUGACAACAUGGUCUAUGCUGGGGAGAAACAUGGAUUAGCAGCUGUGAACUUUUCACCGAAAAGAAGCAGGUUCAUGUAUACAGACGUCAUGUUCAGUUUGUUUUAAUAAAAUGUGAGUUCUUUGCAUAGACUUGUA